Exophiala mesophila is the source of this 4822-nucleotide messenger RNA. RefSeq lists its product as hypothetical. The transcript is spliced from 2 exons. NCBI's taxonomy places the organism in Eukaryota, Fungi, Ascomycota, Eurotiomycetes, Chaetothyriales, Herpotrichiellaceae. The coding region runs from base 448 to 4566 and encodes 1372 amino acids. The record is from RefSeq and is a predicted model, not a curated record.
CUUGUUUGCAAUUCUGCUCCUCUUCAGCGCCCAUUCCAUCCAUCCCAAUCACUCCGGUUGCUCCCACCUCCCCGCCUGUAAUCCUCCCCAAAGUGCCUAUACAACCAAAUUCAAUCAGGACACCGUUUGGUUAACCCACCAACUUGAUCACCCAAAAUCAACCACAACGCGCCCAAACAAUUCAUUAUAAACCCAUUUUCCAUCUCUAACCGUUUCAAACUUGCUGCCAUUAAAUUUUCAGCAAUUGAUUCGAUGGAAUAUCGACAAAACUCCUAGGGCUGCACCAUACAGAUGAAAUGCAGAGGGAUCUACUUCGUUCCAAGAAGUCUGAAGUUCAAAGUCGUUUGUUGUCGAGAAAGCGCAAGUUAGCAGAACUCUACUCCGUUACCGCGUACCAUCACUCGCUCGAGGAUCCCAGCUACAAACAACAACUUCAAGCCUUUCACGAUGCUAACGACUUGGAACGGUAUGUUUUUGAUUUCGCUGUACCCUGAAAUAUCACCAUGCUCCUCCUGUCACCCUUUCUUGUCUUCGUUGCUGCCUACUGACGAUGCCUUCAGUGGUCGUUUAUUCGACGAGUCAACACUACCAUCUCGAUCUCCAUUAAUCAUUCAAACUCGCAAAACAAGGCUCUCCCAACGAUCCGCACACACUAGUGCCUCCCUCGAAGAUCCUCCAGAAAGCACAACAUCUCCCAAGACCUCUUUGUCACCAUCUUCGCGAUCCCCCGUUGCGACCAAGGUUCGACCAUCAUCAAAACAACCUUCCCGAGGCCCUUCAGUGGAACGUGAUAACCAAACGAAUGGAGUUGAUCCAUCUUCGAGUGCUGGCAAGGAUAAUGGGGAUACUCUCGUGCCUGUUAGCGAGGAAAAUGUCGACGCUGUCAUCUUAGAUGAUGCUAAAGCUGUCCCCAAACCCAUCACACCAGUACCGGAUGAGAAACCGGGCUCAGCAACACCAAUACCAUCCGAAGUGGCUACCGCGAGAACCUCUAAGCAUGGCUCGACAACGUCAGGACCAACUGGCGACGAUGAAACUGUGGCUCAGAUGAAUGAACAAGCGCCUCGCAGCCCUCCAUCAGUCGCAGCUAUUCCUUUAUCAAUCGACCCGCAGUCGUCACCAGCAUCUAGUAAUGCACCGGACUCUUUGGAGACUCCUGCGCCGACAGCCGGGUCGCCGGGUACCAGCCCUGGGGUCGUCGAUGCUCCAUCAACCACUACAGACCAUGUGAGCGCGACCAAGGAUGUUGAGGAACCAGGAUCUCAGUCAAUGGCCAACCAUGAUCGACCCCCACCCGGGGUAGAGGUGGGCAGAACACGUGCAGUCUCUCCGACGGAUAUUGAGAUGACAGAUGCGCAAGGAGACAUUGGAAAGCAAUCUUCCGGCGACCCCAAGACAGGCCACGGCCAAAAGCCUUCGAUGCGCAUCGACACUCAAACCGAUAUUCAAACAUACUUCAAACCUGAUUCAACCAGUGGCGCUGGGGCUGUGGUGGAUAGUCCUGCCCAGAUGACUACAGCUGGUACUCCGAAACGACUUCCAUCAACCACUCCCGCCGCACAUGAACCUCCAAAACGGGCUACCCGCAUCUCAUCUGGAGUGCUCCAGAAGAAAUCCGUCUCAGAAAUCCUUGGAGAAUCCCCACGAGUCACCACUCCACAAGCUGAAUCACCUUUAUCUUCAGUUCUAUCCCCACAGGGACGAACUGGUGAUCGGGAUCGGCGCGAAAAGGAACGGAGCCGGAUGUCCACAGUGGUCUUUGCCAAACCCUCGAAGGCUGCUAGCGAUGACACAGCGGUAAAGUUGCGUAGUGAUGAGCGAAGUGUCCAGAAAUCUACGCCAGGAGAACGAGAUUACUUGUACACGCUUUUCGAAAACAAGGCACAUUCAAUGUCAAGACAGACAUCCAUGUCCUACCUGAUUCAAAAUGCCCACAAGACUCUAUCAACUGCAGACCACCUCGUCGAGUAUGAAUUGUCAGCACAAUGUCGGAUCUUGAAGCGCCUAUAUCAACUUCAGGAGAAGCAACGCUGGGCUCUCAGACAGUACAAACGCGUUGACGAGGUUCCACGACCAACCUCGCACUGGGAUUUUGUUGUUGACCAUGUCAAGUGGCUGAGAACGGACUUCAAGGAAGAGCGCAAAUGGAAAAUGGCAGCCGCCAAAGACAUGGCUGAAUGCUGUGCAGAAUGGGUCGAGAGUGCUCCAGAAGUCAGGAAAACACUCCAGGUACGUACACAUGCGCCCAGGCCACUUGUGCAGUUACUGGAUUCGCAUGACGUUGCCAUGGAGGAUGCCGAGGGACAAAACGUGUCGUCCCAUUCAACUCCCGAACUGAUACCUUCCAACGAGGAUGACUCGCUCAGCGAUGAUGUGGCUGAUCCCCGAGAUGUUCACCUUACGAACGCGCCAGCUGCCAUCUUUGCCCUGGGCCCAACCGAUUUCAACUUUGCCGUGGAUAGGACGCCUGCUUUUGAUAAACUUCUUGGGGAAUUACCUCUGUACGAACCUGCAACCAUUCAGCCGGAUCUUUCCAAGUCUACACUAGCGGAACGCCUGGAUGCGAAGUGGAAGACAGACAUAGUGCCAGUGUCACGAUGGGCUACCGAAAAACUUCCCGUCAAGAACCACUCUCCGCCAGUCAAGCGUAGCCGAUACGACUAUGAACUGGAACCACCAAAUGCCAAAUCGACUAUACUGCCACCAGAGGAGAACAAUGUUGCACUCUUCAUGCCUGAGAACAAGCACACGCGAGAUAGGAUUCAUCCGGGCCAUUCCUUCCGCCCACCAUCCGAGCACCCUAUGCCAGGGCAAAACUUUUUCGAGACUAGGUCGUCAUCGCAAUGGACCCUUGCUGAGGAUGAUGAGCUUCGAAAGCUGGUCAAAGAUUACUCUUACAACUGGUCGUUGAUUUCAAGUUGCAUCACUCCUCGCAGCUCCUACACAUCUGGUGCCGACAGAAGGACCCCAUGGGAAUGUUUCGAAAGAUGGAUUGGGUUGGAAGGACUGCCAGCAGACAUGUCCAAGACACAGUACUUCAAGACAUACUCUUCGCGAAUCGAGGCUGCUGGGAGACAUGUCGCUGCUCAAGUCGAAGAAGCCCAAAGAAGAGCUGGUAACAAUGUCCAGAUACCUGCUCGAAAGAGAACCACCCAGCCCGUCAGAGUGGAGAGGAAGAGGACUCAACGUCAUCUCGCCAUGCUUGAUGCUAUGCGCAAGCUGGCCAAGAAACGUGAGACUGCUUUGCAGAAGCAACAACAUCAAGCAGACCUUGCUGCUAUGCGGAAGGUCAAUGAUGCAAAUGUUCCCAAGCCGUCCUAUAAAACACCCGCAGAGUUCUCUCAGCUUAAGCAAGAGCGCGAACAGAGGAUGGCAGAGAGGCAGGAGAUGUAUAGACAGCAGCUCAUUGCCCAUCAACGUGCUACCGCACAACAACAGCGUGGCCAAGCCACUCAGCCAAACGGCAUACCCAGUGGCCUCCCUGCUGGAGCUCCUGGGAUGCGCGGCCCUCCAAAUGGAGGAAUGCCUAAUAUGCCAAAUGCGAACAUGCCAAUGCCUAACGGCGUCGCUCGACCCCAUCCAGGCGUCAUGGCUAUGCAAGGUCACAUGCAGAUGCCUCCAGGCAUGGGAGGACCAAAAGCCAUGACCCCGCAAAUGCAAGCUCAAAUGCAAGCGCAGAUGCAAGUUCGAGGUCAAGCCAACUCUCCUCAACAGAUGCGAAUCCUGCAGGAAGCAAGCCGGGUCCAGCAAGAGCAGCUUAUGAGGCAAGCUCAACAAGCCCAAAACGGAGCUCAUUCUUCGCCCAACGGCCCACAUGGCGGUAUGAUCAACGGCAAGGGUAUGAACAAUGCUGCCUAUAUGGCUGCUAUGGCAGGCGCAAAUGGUGUUGGCCCUUCUCCCGGCCCUAUGAACGGAACGCCUGCAUCACCUCGACCUCCGUCUUCGGGACAAGCUCUUUCCAGCGGCCACAUACCUGUGCUGACCCAAGUUGCCAACAAGAUUCGGGAGCACCAUCCAAAUAUGGCCGAAGCAGAUAUCCAACGCUUAGCCUCGCAGCAGAUCGCCACAUAUCAGCAACAAGCUACAGCCGCGGCAGCUGGACAGACCCAGAAACGACCUGCCCAUAAUCAAGCUGCGCUCAAUGCUGCCAUGGGUGCAGUCAAUGCCGGGAAUCACGCAUCGGCAGCAGCAGCCGCCGCCGCAGCCGCCCAAUUCCAACAAGGACACCCUGGAAUGAUGACCAACGAGCAAGUGCAGCAAUUCCAGCAUAGAAUGCGGAUGCAACAAGCGCAGCAGAAUAAUGUUCCCCGCAACAUGCAAGGACAAAUGCAGGCUGGAAUGAUGCAGAAUAUGGCAAAUGGCAUGAAUGGGUCACCUGUGAUGAACAUGGCGCGACCAGUGAGUCAGCACGCGAAUCAAGGGCAAAUGAGCCGAAGUGCAACACCUCGAGACCAACGAGCGGGAAGUCAGGGUAAUAUGAGCGCUAACCAAACUGCCACUCCCAUCCCUCAAGGACCUGGCCAACAGGGCAGUCCCCGUCAAGCUCAGUCGACUGUUCCGGCAUAGGAUUGAUUUGGUAGUGAGGCGAAACAUGGCCUAGACUUCAUGUGUGGGUACACGUGUUAUCAUUUAUCAAAGCGGUAGUAUGCUUCGAUGGAUGGAAAAUAUACAUGGGCAAUAUGGCCUAAGUAUACCGUGGAUAGAGAUCAAGUAUUUUUUUUUGCUGAUUGGCAAACGUGUGUCUUCACAUCAUUCAAGCAUAAUCCAUACCCAGCAUGCAAUGUCUUUGGCAGACUGACCGUGUUUUGUCAAUACUGGCUCU